AUGGAGCUCGCCGUCGGCACGCCGCCGGUGACCGUCCAGGCCCUUUUCGGCAUCAGCGAUCUGUGCUGGGUGGAGUGCACCCCAUGCAGCGGCUGCAACAACAACGCCGCGCCGCCGGCGGGGGCGCGGCUGUACGACCGGGUCCGCACGACGUGCAGCGACACCGAGUGCGGGUACCGGUACGUGUACGGCGCCACCGACACCGACCGCAACUACGUCAAAGGGAUACUGGGCACCGAGACCAUCAAGUUCGGCAGCAACGAUGCAGCUACCGUGCAGAGCUUCACUUUCGGGUGCACCAACACGGUCUACCGCAAUGAUUUGUUUGACGGGAACACAGGUGUAGUUGGGCUGGGUAGAAGCAAACUGUCGCUGGUGGGCCAGCUGGGCUUGGACCGCUUCUCCUACUGCCUCGCGUCGAACCCUAACGUUGCCAGCCCUGUGCUGUUCGGGUCCACGGCCAGCAUGGACGGGAAUGGCGUUUCAUCCACCCCUCUCCUACCCGACGACGCCAAUUACUACGUCAACCUGCUCGGCAUCUCCACGCGCGGCGUCGCCUUCCAGAUCGGCGCGCCGGCGACCCUGCUGGUCGAGCCGGCCUACACCGCCGUCGUGGAGGCGUUCAGGGCGCGGAUGUCUCGGACGUACGAGGCCGUCAACGGGAGCGGCCUCCUGUGCUUCCUCGUCGACGACGCGAGCAAGAACGUCGUCACCGUGCCCACGAUGACGAUGCACUUCGACGGCAUGGACAUGGAGCUGCUGUUCGGUAACUACUUCGCCUACACCGGUAAGCAGAGCGGCGGCGGCGGCGGCGACGUGCUGUGCCUGAUGAUCGGCAAGUCGAGCACCGGCUCGCGCAUCGGGAACUACUUGCAGAUGGACUUCCACGUGCUGUACGAGCUCAAGAACUCCGUGCUGUCCGUGCAGCCCGCGGAUUGCGGCAAGAUCUGA
Molecule: messenger RNA, 951 nt
Organism: Oryza sativa Japonica Group (Japanese rice)
Lineage: Eukaryota; Viridiplantae; Streptophyta; Magnoliopsida; Poales; Poaceae
Product: aspartic proteinase nepenthesin-1
Cellular component (GO): extracellular region
Source: RefSeq, a predicted model, not a curated record